GCAGCAUCUACGCUGGUGGGAUGGCAGGGGUGGCCAGCUGGGGCGGAGUCUUCCGUCCCCUCCCCCGUCAGGCCGCACCCGUCCUCACGGCUUCGGAGAGACCACUGGCCCGCUGCCGCCUCCUUGAACUGUCCCUACGGUGCGCCUGCCCAGGCGGAGACCCGUGCACUGCAGCGGGAUCGGCUGACGCAGGGGCGCCGGACCCGCGCUUGCGCAGCGGAGGAGCGAGAGCAGGGACCCCCCAGGCCAGCGCGUGCGCGAGCUGUGCAUUGGCCCGUGGGCAGGCGCUGGGAUGAGCCUCCCGCCGCUGCUGCCCCACUGAGGAGGCAGGGUGGGGUGUAAGAGGAGGGCGGCCCGCUCGCACCCGGGCCGGGCCAUGGCGUUCCUGGCCGGGCCGCGCCUGCUGGAUUGGGCCAGCUCUCCGCCACACCUGCAGUUCAACAAGUUCGUGUUGACCGGCUACCGUCCAGCCAGCAGCGGCUCGGGCUGCCUGCGCAGCCUCUUCUACCUACACAACGAGCUGGGCAACAUCUACACACACGGGCUGGCCCUGCUGGGCUUCCUGGUGCUGCUGCCAAUGACCAUACCCUGGGGUCAGCUGGGCAAGGAUAGCUGGCUGGGGGGCACACACUGUGUGGCCUGCCUGGCACCACCCGCAGGCUCUGUGCUCUACCAUCUCUUCAUGUGCCACCAAGGGGGCAGCCCUGUGUACACUCGGCUCCUUGCCCUGGAUAUGUGUGGGGUCUGCCUUGUCAACACCCUCGGAGCCCUGCCCAUCAUCCACUGCACACUGGCCUGCAGGCCCUGGCUUCGCCCAGCUGCCCUGGUGGGCUACACCAUGCUGUCAGGUGUGGCUGGCUGGAGGGCCCUUACCGCCCCCUCCACCAGUGCCCGACUACGAGCUUUUGGUUGGCAGGCUGGUGCCCGCCUCCUGGUUUUUGGGGCUCGGGGAGUGGGACUAGGCUCCGGAGCUCCAGGCUCCCUGCCCUGCUACCUGCGCAUGGAUGCCCUAGCACUGCUUGGGGGACUAGUGAACGUGGCCCGUCUGCCAGAACGUUGGGGACCAGGUCGCUUCGACUACUGGGGGAAUUCACACCAGAUCAUGCACCUGCUCAGUGUGGGCUCCAUCCUUCAACUGCACGCUGGUGUUGUGCCUGACCUGCUUUGGGCCGCCCACCAUGCCUGCCCCCCAGACUGAACCACCACCCACACAACAUGCCAGCCUGCCCAAUCUUCUAGGGCUAACAUCACCAGGCUCCCCUCCUUCUGCUGGUCUGCAAGGGGCUGGCUCCCUGGAUGCUUCCCAGCCCUUGUCUGUUCACCCAUUCUUCCCUGUGGAGUCUCUUCUCCAAUCCACACCUUCAAGCUCCAGCAUCCUUUCCUGCCUUCUUCCAGGGUACUGUCUUCCUAUGUGGGCUGGAAGGAAACCAGUCCUUCUCAGGGCCUCAGCUUACCCUCUGUGACCUAUGAGUUGGGCCAGAGGGAUUCUGGGGUCAAGUCUUGCUUUCUCUGAUAGCUGGAGUCCUGCCAGCCCAGAGCCAUAACCCCACCGUGCCCCUCCUCAGACCUUCACAUAAGGUACCACAUGGGUGGCUGGCUGGGCCACCAGCCCAUGAUUCCUGACCUCUGACUUUCAACCCUGCACGCCAGCCCUCCUAGGAACCUGAGGCUCGCCUACUCCUCCCUUCUGUCCAGACUGUGGAGCGGGGAGUUUGGGUAGCAGGACUAUCCCUUUACCCCAGGAAUAAGGGGCAGGAGGACUGCUGCUACUUUUUCCAGGUAACUGGCCAGAUGUAAAGAGCUGAGUGGCCCUGGACCUGGGCCCCACGUGGCUGGGGGCCCACCCUCCACAUUGAACGCCAUGCUCUAAUAGCUCAACCUACCCACCAGGGACAUACCUGCUCAGGAAAUCUGUUCUACACAGCAUGGGGCUCCCAGCUGCAAUCUGCUGGCCUGAGGCCCUGCUUCAAAGCUUGGCCUCAGUCCAUCCCAGAGCCCUCAGACCCUGGGUGAUGUCAAUAAAAUGGGCAGAAAGCCCUGUGUUGCCAUGCAAGCAAGCUUGGGCGCUCCCAAGAUUCAAAUAUGUUUUAUUAGACAUGGCCAGGCAGAAGGGACCACUGGAGUUCCCAGAGGGACCCCAGCCUCCAGGAGGAUGCGGGAAGGAAUUAAAAGGUUAAAAGCACCAGGGCUGUCUGGGCUCAGGUUGGGCCCAGUGAGUCCUCAAACAGGCUGAGGAGGUUCCGAGGCUCAAAGGAGGGGAAGGAGCCCUGAGGGGCCUCAGAGUCAAUGUCACUUAGGUCCAGGGCAUCCCUAAGGGGAAGAAAGAGAAAUGACACUCAAGAUUCAAAAGACCCUCCUCCCUGCCUUCUAACCCUAGGCCCACUCACCUCAGUGUGUGCCUGCUCUGGGGGGUGGAGGUACUCCUGGCAGCCCUGGCCAGGAUGGCCUCUGGAGAGAGCGAGGGCCUGUAUGGGGUGGGCGAGACAAGCAGGGUGUCAAGCAGUGGGGAGCACAUGGGGAGGAGGUCCUGGGAAGAGCAAGAUCAGCCCUGUCCCUGUGCAGCCUCCUGCUGAACACAGACAGGGGCCACAGCGGGGAACAAUGAAAGUAUAGUGCCCUUCCAAAGAAUAAUUUCCACAACUUUAAAAAUCUACCUGAUUACACUCAAAGGCCACCUCUGUCCCUUUUCAGAAUACAAGGACUUCAAAUGAACUGGCUUUGGAGUGAACCUGUGGUAAAUGAAGCUUAUUUGGUACUUCAUGUCAAUUAUAGUGUCCCUAUGACAAUGGGGUGACCUUUUCAUAAGGGGUUAAUGGUAUGAUUCCUUCUGA
Messenger RNA from Phyllostomus discolor (pale spear-nosed bat), 2831 nucleotides. RefSeq names its product progestin and adipoQ receptor family member 4 (gene PAQR4). The transcript has 3 exons. Gene Ontology annotation, molecular function: signaling receptor activity. Gene Ontology annotation, cellular component: membrane. Bases 377 to 1198 code for a protein of 273 amino acids. Lineage: Eukaryota; Metazoa; Chordata; Mammalia; Chiroptera; Phyllostomidae. The record is from RefSeq and is a predicted model, not a curated record.